This is a messenger RNA of Meloidogyne enterolobii, 597 nucleotides long. NCBI's taxonomy places the organism in Eukaryota, Metazoa, Nematoda, Chromadorea, Rhabditida, Meloidogynidae. The record is from the annotation of a GenBank genome assembly.
UAUUGGGGAGGAGAUAUUUGGGGAUUUGGGGUUGUAUUUCGAGAAUUGGGAUGGCAGGAUCUGUGAAAUGUGUGAAAAGAAGCUCUUAAUGCCUUGAUAUGCACAAAAUAUGUAAAUAAAUAAAAAUAAAGAAAUUUUAUUAGAGAAGGAUCGAAAAAACUAUUUUGUCUCUUGAAAUCUGAAAUUUUUUUAACAAUAAAGCAAAAAUUUGCUCUUCAAUGGAAGCAGUUUUUGAUUUUUUUAAAUAUUUUAUAUACCUAAAUAUCAUUUUUGUUUCUGUAAGAUGUACGCAUAACUUUUUUCUUUACCUUUUAAUUACUAUAAAAUCCUUCAAGGGGAUAGUCGCCUUUUUCUCUUUUAUAUUUUCUUCUUUUUCUUUUUAAUUCUCCGCCUUUUACUUGAGGGUUUUUGUUGUUUUUAUAAUUAAUGUUUGUUGCUGUUGGGGUUGUUGCUGUUGCUGGUAGUUUUUCUUUUUAUUUAGUAACCUUUUUUUCUGUUCUCCCCUUGAAAGGCCAUCAUUCUAAAUUUGUAUUUUACUUUUUAUUUUUCUGCUUUUUUAACUCAAAACUUUUUCCAAUUAAUUUUCUUUUUAAUUAG